CAUUUGCCAACUUCGCGGAGCUGAAAGCUUCAGCCGUUUCCCCUCGUCACCCUUGCUAUGCGAUAUAGAACAUAAAAGACGGAAACAUGAGCUAAAGUGCGUAUACCGUGAAAUUAAAUCGGCAGAAGAGCAGCAUUAGCUUGACCAUGGCUGAUGAUUAUGCCAUUAUUGAUGAGGAUGAGGUGAGGGAGAUCAGGGAUGCACUGGAAAACCAGACCUUGACUUCAGCCGUGGCUAAGAUCCAGGACUACUUUGAGCAGAUUGACCGUGUGGAACUAAAUAUUGCCAUCACAGGAGAGUGUGGCUCUGGCAAGUCCACCUUUGUCAAUGCAUUCCGGGGUCUGGGGGAUGAAGAUGAGUGCGCAGCUGAAACCGGCGUGGUUGAGACCACCAUGGAGCCAGCCGUGUACCCCCACCCUAAAUAUCCCAAAGUCAAAGUGUGGGACCUUCCCGGGAUUGGGACACCCAAUUUCAAAGCAGACGAGUACCUUGAAAAAGUAGAAUUCAAACGCUAUGAUUUCUUCAUCAUCAUCAUCUCAGAACGUUUCAAAGUCAACAAUGUGCUGCUGGCCACAGAGAUCCAACGCAUGAAGAAGAGGUUCUACUUUGUUCGCUCAAAGAUUGACAACAGCAUACAUGCAGAGAAAAGGAAGAAGGACUUCGACGAGGACAAAACCCUCAGUAUAAUUCGGGAAGACUGCAUGAAAGGUAACGGGUCAAUGUGA
This is a messenger RNA of Conger conger (European conger), 725 nucleotides long. Its product is annotated as interferon-gamma-inducible GTPase 10-like. Gene Ontology annotation, cellular component: membrane. Gene Ontology annotation, molecular function: GTP binding. The transcript is spliced from 2 exons. The coding region runs from base 147 to 725 and encodes 192 amino acids. The record is from RefSeq and is a predicted model, not a curated record. NCBI's taxonomy places the organism in Eukaryota, Metazoa, Chordata, Actinopteri, Anguilliformes, Congridae.